Molecule: messenger RNA, 977 nt
Organism: Oryza brachyantha (malo sina)
Lineage: Eukaryota; Viridiplantae; Streptophyta; Magnoliopsida; Poales; Poaceae
Product: ricin B-like lectin R40G3
Exons: 2
Coding region: 80-688 (202 amino acids)
Source: RefSeq, a predicted model, not a curated record
CAUGCCAUGGCUAGCCAUGCACUGCGCACAUCGACCGAACACCAGGUAGCAGGAAGCUAGCUAGCUAGCUAGCUAAGCCAUGGACGUGUACAGGCGAGAGCAGUACGGCUACGGCGGGUACGGCUAUGGCGGCGGCAUCGCGACGCCGGGGUACGCGCCGGCGGCGCCGUACGGGAUGUCGCACGUGAACGUCGAGGGGAACGGCGGGGGGCGGCCGCUGCCGCCGCAGCCGACGGUGAAGGUGUACUGCCGCGCCAACCCCAACUACGCGAUGACGGCGCGCAACGGCGCGGUGGUGCUGGCGCCGGCGAACCCCAAGGACGACUACCAGCACUGGAUCAAGGACAUGCGGUGGAGCACCAGCAUCAAGGACGAGGAGGGCUACCCCGCCUUCGCCCUCGUCAACAAGGCCACCGGCCAGGCCAUCAAGCACUCCCUCGGCCAGUCGCACCCUGUGAGGCUGGUGCCGUACAACCCGGAGGUGCUGGACGAGUCGGUGCUGUGGACGGAGAGCCGCGACGUCGGCAAUGGCUUCCGCUGCAUCCGCAUGGUGAACAACAUCUACCUCAACUUCGACGCCUUCCACGGCGACAAGUACCACGGCGGCGUCCGCGACGGCACCGAAAUCGUGCUCUGGAAGUGGUGCGAGGGCGACAACCAGCGCUGGAUGAUCCAGCCCUACUACUAAUAUAACUAAUCGAUCGACACACUAUUUUUAAUUAGCUUAAUUAUACAUACAUAUAUAUAUCCCAAUCGAUGCAGCUCGAUCUAUAUAUACAUCUAUCUCUACCUGAUGAAGUGGCCGAUCGAUCAGCUAGCUCGCUACUUGCCCUUGCCCGUUACUGCAUAUCGAGCUAGCUUAAUAAUUGAUAUGGUCGUAUAUGUAUGUAUGAUACGUAAUUACCGUGUGCUGUACUUGUAUAUGUACAAGCCGUUACAUGGCAAUAAAGCUCCUUUCGCUGGGCGACUGGUAUAUA